Molecule: messenger RNA, 2471 nt
Organism: Exaiptasia diaphana
Lineage: Eukaryota; Metazoa; Cnidaria; Anthozoa; Actiniaria; Aiptasiidae
Product: nuclear pore complex protein Nup160
Exons: 17
Coding region: 15-1985 (656 amino acids)
Cellular component (GO): nuclear pore
Molecular function (GO): structural constituent of nuclear pore
Source: RefSeq, a predicted model, not a curated record
UGUGAGCGGGAAAAAUGGCUGCUAUGGACAAAUGUGUCCGUGAAGUGACAGUGUUUUCGUCUAAUGAAAGACCUCGUCUGAUAGACUUUAGYAUUGGUAUACAACCUUCUACUAAAAUAAGAGAUGAAGAAACCCUGAAGUGUAAUUCAGGAGGCGGAUAUGGGUACAAUGGCAGUUCUCAAGUCCAUUCUGUUACAAGCAAUCGUUUUAUAUAUUGGAGAAUCAGAGAUAGUACAUUAGAACUUGCAGAAGAAUCUCUUCAUGUUAAUUUAUCUGGUAACAGUUUAAGGCUCCGCUUCGUUGACGGUACAUUAGUACCUGGGUUGUCAAUCUUCGAGACAACUUCAAGUGUAUGUGUACUUGUAGCAACAACAAAUAGUGUCCACAGGAUUGUCUUUUCACAUCCUAAYCGACUUCAAAGACAUGCUUUUGGAGUGACAUCUUCAUUUAAUCAAAGUAUUUCUUCAAUAUUCAAUACUACUUCCAUAUCUGAACUUCGAGAACCAUGGAAUUUUGCUACAUUUUYACAGUGUUGUACAGCAUCAUCAGCUUGGCUUUGUCAAGAUGGACAUGCCCUCUUUACACUGGCUACUGAAGUGGGGAGUAUUUUAUUGGUCAAACUACCACCAAGUGGAGUGCAUGAGGAAGCAGAGAUCUUUGAUCUUCAACAAUCAAGUGUGAUGCAAAGACUGUGGUCUGGUAUUGUUCCUUCAAGUUUAAGAGGAGACUCUCCAUCGCAUGAUGGUAUUAUUGAUCUUGGAAUCUAUCCUGUUGGACAGCAAAUGUGCCUGUUUACAUUAUGUCGAGACCAUAAACUUAGAAUAUGGUCCUGUCAGAAGCAAGAGUGCAUUUCAGUGAAAGACAUGCUUGAAGAUGUCCCGGAUGAUGUUGAUGCAAAUGCUGUUAGUUCACAGCAGCACAAAAUGAAAAUCACAUUUGAACCCAAAACAAAUAAACUUUAUGUUGGUGUCUUUCUUUCAUUUCAAUAUCAAAAUCAGUUUUGUAUCUAUGAAGCUUUGGCUGAUGGGUUAGAUGUUUAUAUAGUGUCAGUUUCAAACAUUUAUUCGCCUCCAGGAAGUUUGAUUGAUUUUGCAUUAACAUCAAGUGAUGUCUGGGCACAUUGGACAACAAAUGAUGGAGAGUCUGUAACAUAUUAUGUAACAAAGUUUGAAAAUGGUGAAGAUGACAACAGAUGGAARAGGGUGUUUAGUGAACCAUUUACUAGUAAUUUCUCAGUKGUUGUUCCACCAUACAAAGAACCAAAGGAGGUGUACCUUAAUGCACUGUUCUAUCCUGGACGGUUCCUUGAUCAGGCCAUUGUCAAAGCACUACAGAUUUAUCAGAAUAGUAUCCCAUCAGCUUGUUCAUAUGAUGACAGGAGUGAGUUAAGAAAGCAAGUAAUUCACCUAAUUGAUACUGAGAUUCAACUGUCAGCUUCAAAUAAUGAGUUAAGCUACAGUGAGUACUAUGACUUACAGCUGAGUUGCUGGGAGAAAUUCUUUUGCUGUGUUGUACAGUAUCAUCAGGCUGCUGAACAAGCAGUAGGUCUUUUUGUAGAUAAAGCAACAAGUCUAGUGUUCAUUAUCAAAAAGGAUAUGCUUUCAGUACUGAAGGACUGUGAAGGUGCUGAAAGGCUGUACCUCUUUUCUUCCAUACAACAAAAUGAACCACUAAAUGAGGAUUUGUUGAUGAACAAGUCGUUGAAGAAAGGGCUAGUUAGUGUUUACAAUGCUAUGAAACUCAUAUCAAAUCAGUUAAGUAAUGAGAACAAGGCAGAUAUUGAGAAUGAUCUCAUGUAUGGAUGCAAUCCUACAGAAAUGGCACUUCAUAUUGCAGAUAUGUUAGUCACUGGUCACAGUGAUCAUCAGGUAUCAUUGUAUAUCAAGUCAGAAUUUAUACAAGAAAUUCAAACAAGGUACAGUCAUUGUCUUCUAAAUGUUUGUCCAUCAAUGUUUGCUUUCAUUUUUGYGGCUAGUGCCUUAUAAUUGAAGAGGCAGCUGUAAAAAUGGCCAAAGUGACUUUUUAGGGUAUUUUUGAAAKAAAAUCAAUUCAAUCACAUACUUUCAGUCUAAAUAAUCUUAUUUUAAUUAGUACUUAUUUCUCUCUCUUAAACGACCCAUAGUUAUGGACUACUUUUGCUUGACAACUGAUCAAUUGACAGUAAAAUCUUCUGGAUAUGCAUAUUUAAGAUAAACUCUUCAAAAACUUUUUGAAUUCUCCUUGAAUWUAUUUAACAGACAUCAACAAGUAGGGUAUACGUUUUUAACUCUAAGUCAAUAACCUGUUUUCCCYCGAAUCCAAUCAUGGGCAAUUGUUUACAAUCAGGUAGUUAACAAACAAAGUUGUGCCUGUGGUUGUUAUUUAUUGUCCUCACUCAAAAGUUAUGARGGACUCAUUGACAAAGUUAAUUUUUUGUUUGUUUUGGAACUUAAUAAUAUAUGACAACGACACAAAUUUUGAGCCAAAUGUGU